UCGAGCCAGCAAAGCAGAUCGCGCGUUCAUCGAAUAAAGAUCGUGCUCUUAUAAAAGAUUCUACCAUACUCUAAAUAAUAUUGCGAAACGUUAACGCUCUUGUUUUUAAAUAUAAAUAAUUUGUCUUUCGAAAAUUAGUCAGCGAGCAUUUCAAAAAGUCAAAAACAAAAGUGUGCGCAUGACGCGUUAGUUUCAUAUUGACGUAAAUUGUGAGUUCCUCGUUUUGUUCUCGUGCUGUUUGAUAUGUAAAUCACCGCAUGACUGGCGCGAGACAGUGAACAACGAAGACGUGAAUACAGAGAGAGAAAGAGAAUACGAUAUUGACGUAGAAAUUACAAAAUAAUGGCCCAACAACCUGAACCAACGUACAACAGCAUAAUUCAACCCCUUCUGACCGAUUUGUACGAAAUUACGAUGGCCUAUGCGUACUGGAAAUCGGGGAAAAUUGACGACUACGCAGUCUUCGAUCUUUUCUUCCGGCGAAAUCCUUUCGGCGGGGAAUUCACCGUUUUCGCCGGACUGGAGGAAUGCCUUAAAUUUUUGCAGCGCUUUCACUUUUCUGACAGCGACAUUGCGUAUUUGAAACAAACUCUACCGAAAGGGACCGAAGACGAAUUCUUUGAGUUUUUGCGAAACAUAAGGCUCGAUCACGUAACUCUUUACGCAAUGGACGAAGGAACGGUGGCUUUCCCGAGGGUUCCCCUACUUCGAGUGGAAGGUCCCUUGGUCAUAACGCAAAUGUUAGAAACAACCCUUUUGACUUUGGUCAAUUACGCGAGUCUGAUUACCACAAACGCAGCCAGAUUUAGAUUGGCCGCCGGACAGGACGUGAGCCUGUUAGAAUUCGGAUUGAGACGCGCCCAAGGACCUGACGGAGGAUUAUCGGCGUCCAAGUAUUCGUACAUUGGAGGAUUCGAUGGCACCAGUAACGUUUUAGCGGGAAAAUUGUUCAAUAUUCCUGUGAGGGGGACGCAUGCUCACGCGUUCGUCACGUCGUUCUCGGGAUUUGCCGAACUCGAGCCGAAAAUGAUUAAAUCUCAAAAUGGUAACCAGGAGAUUAAUCUGUUGGAUUCUGCGUUGACAUGGAGAAAAAAACUCGUGCCAGUUUUUAAGGUCAUAGAAUCGCAAGUAAACGACGGCGAGCUUGCAUCGUUUGUUUCUUAUGCUCAUGCUUUUCCAAGUGGAUUCUUGGCCCUAAUCGACACGUACGAUGUCGUCAAGAGCGGUCUGGUCAACUUCUGCGCGGUGGCUUUAGCACUUUCCGAAAUUGGCUAUAGGGCAAUCGGUAUUCGAUUGGACAGCGGCGAUCUCGCUUACUUGUCAAUCGUGACUCGACAGUUUUUCGCUAAAAUAGGCGAAAAAUUUUCCAUUCCAUGGUUUAAAGAUCUCACGAUCGUAGCAUCGAACGAUAUAAACGAAGAAACUAUUCUUAGUAUUAACGAGCAAGGGCAUGAGAUAAACUGUUAUGGGGUCGGUACGCAUUUGGUCACUUGUCAGAAACAGCCCGCUCUCGGUGGAGUUUACAAGCUCGUGGAGCUGAAUGGAAUGCCGAGGAUGAAACUGAGUCAAGACGUGGAAAAGGUUACGCUUCCAGGAAAAAAAAACGUUUACAGAUUGCUCAACAAAGAAGGAUACGCACUGAUAGACCUAAUGCUGAAACAUAAUGAACCUCCUCCAAAACCACAGGAAAAGGUCUUAUGCCGACACGCUUUCCUGGAAUCUAAGAGGGCGUAUGUUUAUCCUCACAUAGUUGAGCCGCUAUAUAAAGUUUACUGGCAGGAUGGAAAAAUCUGUCAGCCUCUUCCUGACAUGCAAGAAAUGCAAAACAGGGUCAAAGAAUCGCUGAAUACGCUUCGUCCCGAUAUCAAAAGAAGUUUAAAUCCUACACCGUACAAAGUUUCUGUAAGCAUGGACCUGUUCAACUUUAUUCACGAACUGUGGCUCGAGAAUGCACCAAUUGGUGAACUGUCUUAGAAACUGCAUCUCAACAACUCCAAUUUUUUAUUUUUUUUUUGUUACUUCAGCAAUAGCGUAUGCGGUUUAACUUUAGAAUAAGAAGUUUUAUUUCCAAUACUUAGUAACGAUAAGUUUCUAGGAUUAAGUAACGUUGUUUGUAACCAUUUAAGUUGUGAGUUCUUAAUGUUUAAACAAAAGAAAAAAUAAAAUUGUUUAUUUUUCUGA
Messenger RNA from Agrilus planipennis (emerald ash borer), 2181 nucleotides. RefSeq names its product nicotinate phosphoribosyltransferase. Bases 343 to 1974 code for a protein of 543 amino acids. NCBI's taxonomy places the organism in Eukaryota, Metazoa, Arthropoda, Insecta, Coleoptera, Buprestidae. The record is from RefSeq and is a predicted model, not a curated record. Gene Ontology annotation, molecular function: nicotinate phosphoribosyltransferase activity. The transcript is spliced from 3 exons. Gene Ontology annotation, biological process: NAD+ biosynthetic process.